Messenger RNA from Procambarus clarkii (red swamp crayfish), 789 nucleotides. The record is from RefSeq and is a predicted model, not a curated record. NCBI's taxonomy places the organism in Eukaryota, Metazoa, Arthropoda, Malacostraca, Decapoda, Cambaridae.
AUGACUUCGCCAGAGAAAGGUGAAAGAACACGUUGUCGUUCAAGUGGAAAUAAGAGGAAGAGAUGCUGUGUCAAGGCAAUAUAUAAAAGGGAGAGAUUUGCAGUUUUGUGUCAAGAGCAAAGCAGAAAGUGUCAGUUUCAGACCAAGGAAGGGGGCAGGACGGUGCCUGUUCCAGACCCAUAUACCGCUGUUCCAGACCCAUAUACUGCUGUUCCAGACCCAGAUACAGCUGUUCCAGACCCAUUUACCGCUGUUUCAGACCCAUUUACCGCUGUUCCAGACCCAUUUACCGCUGUUCUAGACUCAUAUACCGCUAUUCCAGACCCAUAUACCGCUGUUCCAGACCCAUAUACCGCUGUUCCAGACCUAUAUACCGCUGUUCUAGACCCAUUUACCGCCGUUCUAGACCCACAUACCCCUGUUCCAGACCCAGAUACCGCUGUUCCAGACCUAUAUACCGCUGUUCUAGACCCAUUUACCGCCGUUCCAGACCUAUAUACCGCUGUUCUAGACCCACAUACCCCUGUUCCAGACCCACAUACCCCUGUUCCAGACCCACAUACCCCUGUUCCAGACCCACAUACCCCUGUUCCAGACCCACAUACCCCUUUUCCAGAUCCCAGACAGGGGCAUGUUGAGUAUGGUGUUCAGGAGAACCUCGUGGUUCUUUUAAACGCUAAACCUUCAACCGAUGGUUCAACCGAUGGUUCAACCGAUGGUUCAACCGAUGGUUCAACCGAUGGUUCAACCGAUGGUUCAACCGAUGGUUCAGCCGAUCGAGUACCUUAA